UGCGCAUGGAUCUUCCUGCAGCCAGAUGUGGGCAAAGAUCUGCAGAAAGGAGAACUGGGUAGAGUCCCCCGAGACCUGCGCAGAGACACUCCGGAACGUGAUCUGUCAGAGACACUCCGGAACGUGAUCUGUCAGAUAUUCCCUCCUCCGUCAAGGACCCAGGCCCUGAGGCUGCAAUGGGUGGAAGAAGACGGGCACGGCCCCGCCGGCCACACGCAAGGUCUUAACAUGAAAGAAGGUUCUCCCGAUGGAAGAGGAGUGUGCUCCAUCCACCCCACACAUCGACUCUUGAGAGCCUUAUUUCAGGUCAAGAGCUUCCUUGCUGCGAUUCUGAUGGCUCCCAUUGGUCACUUCCAUGGCCUCCUCUCCAUCAAUGCAUCUAAAAGCGGGGCUGUGAGUUCUCUGUCCACGCCCCACUGGUCCUACUUGGGGGGCUGCGACCCUGGCAAAGAGUCAGUCAAUGCAAUGCCGUUCAUUCUGAUCAAAGACCAGCACGGAGCCAUGACUGAGAGAGCUUGGCUCAUGUGCAAAUGGAAGGGCUCGCCCUCCUAAAACCCCAAGGAGGGGAGCCACCUACGGCCUGCCCUGCGAUGCCCAUGGGGGCGGGGGGGGCGAAGCCACCACACGCCCCACCCUGGCCUGGUGGGAAGGAGCUCCACCAGAGCUGCGGACAAGCCCAGUGAGGUUUCUCCCCCUGCCGGAGGAGGCCAGACCGCCGGGAUACCCCCAGAGGACCCCGCAGACGACACGUUGCCCCCUGCCCAGAAGAUGAGACCGGGUUCCCCCACUCUCCGGGCUUGGACUCCAUCCUGGACGCUGUCCAGAUUCACAUAAACGUGGAACCGAAGGAGGACAUGCAUCUACUGGCAGCUCGCGACUAAUUCAAUAACAAAAGCAAAUAUUUAUAGAUCGCUUCCAGAGUGGUUUACACAGAGAAAUAACAAACAAAUAAAUCAGGUGGAUCCCUGUUCCUGAGCGGCUCACAAUCUCAAAAGAGACCUAAGAUAGACACCAGCAACAGCCACGGGAAAUACGGUGCUGGAGGCGGAGAGGGCCAGUUGCUCUCCCCCGGAUGAGUCCCUUCUCAGGUUGCCUUUCGCAACACCGGGCCAGACUGCCAGCACCUCCCUCAGGACGUUAUCUGAGCAAUCUGGCCUGGGCCCUUGUGCAGAUAAGGAGGCCUUAAGGCUCUUUUUCCCCCGCCACACAAAGACGCAUCCUGUCUUCCCAAAGGACUGGAACUGCUGUGUUUUUCUCCACCUGCUGCUGCUCUAUUUCAGAAGAGGAGGUCGUGGGUGCCGGACGGAGGGAGGUGAGCCGAGGCCGGUGACCAGGAGGACAAUGCAAGUGACAGAUGGGCUCAAGUAACGGGUGGGAGAGUGAAGAGGACAAAAGACCCCCCGCCCCCCAACCAGGUUUGUUCAGAGGGAUCAGACGGAAAAAGAGGGAACAACAGAGAAGGAAAACCUUAAACAAAGGAGAAGAACAAGGACGGACCUUCUGCUUCCCAGUAGGAUGACAUCUAUAAAACCAGAAUCCAGAAAACAAGGGGGGAAGAAGUCCCUGCCCUGCAAAUAGGAAAAACUUCAGUUCUGAACCAAGCUUUCAGCCUCAGUGCAAAAUGGACACAAGGAAAAAACCAUAUAAAUGCUUGGAGUGUGGAAAGAGCUUUGGCAGGAGUGGAACUCUUAUUAUACAUCAAAGAACCCACACUGGAGAGAAGCCAUAUGACUGCUUGGAAUGUGGAAAGAGCUUCAGUGACAGUGGAUCACUUAUCAGACAUCAAAGAAGCCACACUGGAGAGAAGCCAUAUCAGUGCUUGGAGUGUGGAAAGAGCUUUGGCAGGAAUGAAAAUCUUACCAAGCAUCAAAGAACCCACACUGGAGAGAAACCGUAUCAGUGCUUGAAGUGUGGAAAGAGCUUCACUGACAGUCGUUCACUAACCAAGCAUCAAAGAACCCACACUGGAGAGGAGCCAUUUAAAUGUCUGGAGUGGGAAAAGAGCUUCAGCCAAAAUGGAAACCUUACUUUGCAUCAAAGAAUCCACACUGGAGAGAAACCACAUAAAUGCUUGGAGUGUGGAAGGAGCUUCAGGACAGAUAAAACACUUACUAUACAUCAACUAAUCCACACUGAGGAGAAGCCUUAUAAAUGCUUGGAGUGUGGAAAGUGCUUCAGCGUGAGUUCCAGCUUCAGUGCACAUAAGAGAACCCACAGUGGAGAGAAACUGUUUGAAUGCUUGGAGUGCGGAAAGAGUUUCAGGACAGGUGAAACACUUACUGUGCAUCAAAGAACCCACACUGGGGAGAAACCAUAUGAGUGCUUGGAGUGUGGAAAGUGCUUCAGCCAAAGUGGAAACCUUACUUUGCAUCAAAGAAUUCACACUGGAGAGAAACCACAUAAAUGUCUGGAGUGUGGAAAGAGCUUCAGGACAGGUGAAACACUUACUGUGCAUCAAAGAACCCACACUGGAGAGAAACCACAUAAAUGCUUGGAGUGUGGAAAGAGGUUCUCUGACAGUGGAUCACUUACCAAGCAUCAAAGAACCCACACUGGAGAGAAACCAUAUCAGUGCUUGGACUGUGGAAAGUGCUUCAGCCAAAGUGGAAACCUUACCUUGCAUCAAAGAAUUCAUACUGGAGAGAAACCACAUAAAUGCUUGGAGUGUGGAAGGAGCUUCAGGACAGGUGAAACACUUACUGUGCAUCAAAGAACCCACACUGGAGAGAAACCACAUAAGUGCUUGGAAUGUGGAAAGUGCUUCUCUGACAGUGGAUCACUUACCAAGCAUCAAAGAACUCACACUGGAGAGAAACCAUAUGAGUGCUUGGACUGUGGAAAGUGCUUCAGCCAGAGUGGAAACCUUACUUUGCAUCAAAGAAUCCACACUGGAGAGAAACCUUAUAAAUGUUUUGAGUGUGGAAAGAGCUUUAAGGUGAGUGCCCAUCUCACUUCUCAUCAAAGAACCCACACUGGAGAGAAACCCUAUCAGUGCUUCGAGUGUGGAAAGCGCUUCAGUGACAGUGGAUCACUUACUGUGCAUCAAAGAACUCAUACUGGAGAGAAACGUAACAGUGCUUGGAGGGUGGAGAAAGCUUCAGUGUGAGUUCUCACCUUAAGGCACACGAAGGAAGCCACAACAGAAAGAAACCCUGUCAGUGCUGGGAGUGUGGAAAGAGGUUCACUGACAGUGACACUCUUACUUGGCAUCAAAGAACCCACACUGGUGAUUGUGAUGAAAUGGGAGCGUCUGCUUUUGGAUUUCAAGAAGUAAAUACUAGUAGGUGAGGGCUUUCAUUGUUUGGGCAAAGUCUCUCUGCUUAGAUUAGACUUCUAGGAAUGUUCAAGACAUUAAAUAUAAAUAAUACUAAUGCCCUUACAAAAGGGGGAAGUAAAGGAACAGUUUAACAUUUGUAAGAUUUCAACCUCAAACAUCACUCAUUCUAUUGUACAGUGACCAUGUUUGGUAAACAUGAAUCAUAAUAAACUUGAAUCUGAGAAAGGUCUGCAUGAGGGGGCCUGAAGUCA
Molecule: messenger RNA, 3528 nt
Organism: Hemicordylus capensis (graceful crag lizard)
Lineage: Eukaryota; Metazoa; Chordata; Lepidosauria; Squamata; Cordylidae
Product: zinc finger protein 420-like
Exons: 3
Coding region: 1622-3106 (494 amino acids)
Biological process (GO): negative regulation of transcription by RNA polymerase II; regulation of cytokine production; regulation of immune system process
Source: RefSeq, a predicted model, not a curated record